GUUGGUGACGAAUUUUUAUGUUUGAUCACAUUAGCUAACUGUCCAUAUAGCGGCACGGAAAAGAACUCUGGUAAAGUUGUCGACACUGAUCUUUUUUAUUUUUUACAUUUUCCAAGAUGAACAGAAUUCUUCUCAGCAUUUUCGCAGUUGGCCUGUGUUUUUCAGUUGGCCAGGCUCUGAAGUGCUACAAAUGUGACUUGGGCCUCUGGGACUUGUGCUACACCACCGAAGUCAACUGCAAUGCCGGGGAGAAUUGUUUCAGCGGUGUCGGAAAAGCAAUUAAGUUUGUGGACAUCAAGAUGAAAGGCUGCCUGAAAGUGAAUGAAUGCAACAAGACGACCACAACCGAAUUCCCUACCAGCUCCAACCACACAGUGUACGACAUAAUGAAGGCCUGCUGUGACACGGACCUGUGUAACGCUGCCCCGGGCCUGCCCCGAAUGAGCAUCCUGCCCCUGGCCCUCGCCACCCUGUCCACUGCCUUCAUGACCAAAGUCCUGGUGUAAAGAGGCGAAUCCCUCUGUGUGGCCUACACACAUACAUAUGCAGAGGUUGAUAUUACAUGUAGGUUGAUGGUUCACACACCCACACACACUCAUCAAACAUUAGCACCAAUCUGUCUGUGUGUAUGAGAACUGCAUUAAGUUUGUAUAAUUUAAGCAAAGGAGGAAACAUAUGUUAAAGUGUACCAUAUACCAGCUAAACGUUUUAAAAUUAUUUCUAUUAAAGAAUUUGAUUUGUCCUUGAUGCCUCUGGAAAUUUCUCAAUUUGUUUUAUGGCUCACUUGGAAAUGCAGUUGUUCAAACACAGAUUAGCUUAAACACAGACCCUUAUUCAGUUGCACUUAUGGAAAGCAUUGAAUUUAAACUAUUUUGUAUGGAAUGCUCACGUACAAUUGGCAAGUUUCUAUUUACAUAAUUGAGUUGAUGUCUUCAGACACUUUAGUGUGAUGGGAAUCUGUCAGUCAGCAUUAUAUAACCAAUGACUGUUCAUACUGACAAUUCAUUGAUCUUCAACAGGGAGCUCAGCUAACAGACUAUUUUCUAUCUCUGGUGUUAGUUAAGAAUGCUUAUUUCUAACCACUAUUUCAAAUUGACUUUCACUGUUAAUUCUCCCAUUAUCCAGCCCCACUUGCUGUUGGGGAGCUCUACUGAUCACUCAGUUUACAAUGAAUAAUGCAAUUGCCAUGUGACCUCAUGUUGCCCCAAUUCUUGAGCUACGUGAUGACCUAGACCAAGGGUGGGUAACACCAGUCCUCGAGGGCCUGAUUGGUGACACACUUUUUUUCCCCCACAUCCCUAGCAAACACAGCUGAUUAAUAAAAUUGAUUAGGUGAUUAUGUCACGUGUGUUAGCUGGGGCUGGGGCAAAACUGUGCCACCAAUCAGGCCCUCGAGGACUGGAAUUGCCCACCCCUGACCUAGACCAAAGGAAGGAGGGACUAAUGCUUGACUGUUCUGUCUUGCCACGUUCAAAACAACUGGGAACUCUGAGAUCUCCGACUUCAGGCAGUUCAAAACAACUGGGAACUCUGGGGGGGACUAGCUCCGACUGAGGAAAAAUCUGCCUGAACGAUCAUCCAAAUUGGAAUUCUGACUCGGGCCUCUUUCUAGAGCUCAGACUCUCUGACCCGAAGAUACUGAUGUCAUGAUUUGACCUGCUGUUUUUCAGUUGUUUUGAACAAGGCAUCUAUCUCUCUAGAAAGGGCAAACAACAAUGUGGUUCAACUUGUGUUGACUAGGAAUUGAAAUGAAUUCCUUUUUGCCUAAAGUAAUUAUUGUAUUUGUCUUGCAAGAUUAGAAUGUAUACUGAACACAAAUGUAAACGCAACAUGAAAAGUGUUGGUCCCAUGUUUCAUGAGCUGAAAUUAAAGAACCUAGAAAUGUUUCAUACACACCUUAUUUCUCUCAAAUGUUGUGCACAAAUGUGUACAUCCCUGUUAGUGAGCAUUUUUCCUUUGCCAAAAUAAUCCAUCCACCUGAGGUGUGUCAAGAAGCUGAUUACACAGGUGCACCUUGAGCUGGGGACUAAAGGCCACUAAAAUGUGCAAUUUUGUCACGCAACACAAUGCCAAAGAUGUCCCAAGUUUUGCAAUUUGCAUGCUGACUGCAGAAAUGUCCAUCAGAACUGUUGCCAGAGAAUGUAAUGUUCAUUUCUUUAGCAUAAGCCACCUCCAACAUCGUUUUAGAGAAUUUGGCUUGUUUACCAGCGGGAUUGUCUGAGACCAGCAACCCGGACAGCUGAUAACACUAAUAUUUCUGUCUGUAAUAAAACCCCCUUUGUGGGGAAAAAACUCAUUCUGAUUGGCUGGUCUUGGCUUCCAAUUGGAUAGGCCUAUGCCCAGUCAUGUGAAACCCAUAUAUUAGGGACUAAUUUAUUUAUUUCUAUUGACUGAUUUCCUUAUAUGAACUAUAAAUCCGUUUUUUUUUUAAAUAUUGAAGCAUGUUGUGUUUAUAUUUUUGUUCAGUAUUAAUAUAGAGUUAAAUAAAGCUUUUAAGUGCUA
Messenger RNA from Oncorhynchus keta (chum salmon), 2502 nucleotides. It is a transcript of the gene spaca4l, whose product is annotated as sperm acrosome associated 4 like. Lineage: Eukaryota; Metazoa; Chordata; Actinopteri; Salmoniformes; Salmonidae. The transcript has 3 exons. The record is from RefSeq and is a predicted model, not a curated record. Gene Ontology annotation, molecular function: transmembrane receptor protein serine/threonine kinase activity. The coding region runs from base 117 to 506 and encodes 129 amino acids. Gene Ontology annotation, cellular component: membrane.